AGUUGAAAAUGACCACAAAUUUGAUAUUUGAAGAAUGGAUUUUAGGUUGAAAAAUGGCACGGAGGGACAAGAUAACUAUUAAGUUGCACUUAUACCGUUCCUAUCUAAAGGUUAGGAUUAUUCAAAAAAAGUGAGGCAAACAAAAGGGCUAUGUUAGGGUUAGGGUAAAGCCAUGAAUCCAAUAAACGAAAAAAUACAAUGGAUAAAAUUUGACCUAAAUUCGAUUGAAAAACCACAAAAAGGUUAGCAGAUAGUUGUAAUUGGAGACUACUAAAAGAACGUAUGACGUAAAGAGACUAUUCUUACUUUUUACAAACCUGACAAGCAAAUUAUAUUUAAACAAGUCAAAUUAGUUGAUACUGUAAGUUGAACAUUGUUUGAUAAUUGGAUGAAAUGAUUAUUUGGAUAAAGGAGAGUGUCAAACAAGAGACCAUAGUUGUAUUCUGGAAUAGCAAACAGCGUUCUUUUCCAUUGUCAAAGGUGGUUGUUGAUGCUGGACUGAUGAUUCUAAAAGAGGAAAAUGGACAGAGAAUAGGAGAGUACUUACAUUUGAAGGUCAAUUUGCUAAAAAUCUUAUAAAAAUAGAGAUAAUUACGUUAAAAGAAAAUUAUUUAUUUGAAAUGAAGAACCUCUAUCAUUGACUAAACUUGAACAUAAGAACAAAGAAUAUAUUCAUCAUUUAUCUUAUUGCCAACAAAAAUAUUAAGCAUUUCUAACUCAUUGCCAGUAUUUCCAUUAAAAAUGCAAACUCUAUCAAUUUUAUAAGUCUUUUCAAGGUCAACUGCAAACCAAGAAUGUUGAUUGGUGUCUUUGUGAGUCUUGGCAUAUUCGUAAUAAUCCUGAAAAUGGCAAAAAAAUAUAAAAGAGAAAGAUUUUGCUUUUGCAAAAAGGACAAAAAUGAAGAAUAAUAGAAAUAGAAUCAAGGCAAAAAAAUUUCAUUACUUAUUGCUCUGGAAAUGUUUAUCAUGUUUUUCAACAAAUUCAAAUUCAAAGUUGUCAAUAGAAUCGUCCGUUGAGCCCUUAGAAAUUGUUCUUGAUUUGCGCAAAGAUCAAAUGGAAGACCCUGUCUUUAUUUUCAGGUGUGAUAGAAGAUCGAUGGUAUUGAAAUGUCCAUAUGGUCAGUUAAGCCUUCCUGAAGACGCAACAGGAAAAUCCUGUUGAGAUUCAUUGCACGAGAAAAUUUACAAAGCUAACGACAUUCUCCCUGAUAUUAAGAAAAAAUUUGGGAAAGACAAACAAGCGUUUGUUGAAUCAAUAGUUUGGAUGAGCAAACAUUUACAAAAAAAUGUAAAUUAAAUAUUCCAUUUCUGUCUUCAAGGCCAGAAAAGUUUUUGUAUUUCAUAAACGAAAACAGAAUUAUGAGAAAGUUAACAUUUUUAAUUUUUAGAAAAGAUAAGUCAUUUUCUUUAUUCAUAUCGUUUCAGGAAAAUUCUUUUUCCAUCUUUUCUACAAUAUUUUUAAUGAAAGUUGAACAGAACGUUUACACAUUAUGAGUCAGUGAAUGUAUGUCAGUAUGUUAACGUCACUUAAAGGGGGAGCUUGACUUAGCCAAAGCUAGGAUAAUCCAGUUGACUUGAUGUCAAAUCACCGGGGUAAAUUAAGUCUCUCGUGCAAAACAAAAUGCAAAGAUUUUCAUUUAUUUUAUAAUGCCGUAAAUUUGUUGACAUUUUCAACCAUACCUGUUUGGUAUAUGUCCCCAGGAUAUGUUUCAAAGGGAAAAAAAUAUAUAUUUUAUUCCUUAUGAAUAAGUCUAUAAAAGUCUGAAAAUUCUUGAAUAAUUUAAAUUCAAUUAAAUAAUUUAAUUCAUAUACAGCAAAAUUAAUUCCAGAACUUUCCAUAAUUAAAAUUUACCUUAUGAUUCAUUCUCACUGAGUUUGUUUAUGCCUACUUGAUUGUAGCCUAACAUUAGAUUAUAUAAACCUAUGAUUAUGAUGAUAAAAAAGAUUUGUAUACAACUUUCUACAGUAAAUGUAAAGUUAAUCAGUGUUAACCCUAUUAUAACACAAGACAAUGGCGUCAAGUAAUCAAUCGUUUGUCUUUUGUAAUUUGCAUAAGGAAGAGAGAAUGGAUACCCAGGAUUCAUUUUAUAUUAGCAAAGCUAAUGGAUUUAGAAUUUUUAAAUUUUUUAUAAUCUUAUAUUGAAAUCUCAAAUUUAUCACGUGAUUCAUACAUUAUCAAUGAAUUUAUUGAUUGUUUGAUUAAUUGAUUAAUAAUUGGCAUUUUCUUUAAUUAAAAAGACUUGAUGUUAUGUCAGAAAGACAGUGACACUGAUUCUCUUAGUCUUAAUACUGAUAUGUAUUUCAUCUCUUUUACUCUAUUUUUACAAUUUUUUGUAACAGUUGAAUGCUCAACACCAGUUUACAGCAGUUGUUUAGCUGCUCUUCUUUUGAAUGAUUACAAUACUUCCACAUAUCAAAUUCAACCUUUAACAAAUGGUAAUAUAGCUACGGUUGUGUGCUCUUUUGUGGCUGGUGGAUAUGCUCAAAUUGAAAUUGAUGCUAGUGGACAGCAAGAUGUUAUAAUCAGGACAACAUCGCUAGGCGACUUUGCUACUAAAGAUAUUGAUAUUUCAUAUUCAACGUUAAAUUUUACUGAAUUAAGAGAAAUAGUUUUAAAUUCUGGCAAUUGUUCCCAAGACAUGUACCUUAAAACCGAAGGUACUAUAUCCUCAUUACUAUCUUUUAAGUUUCUCGAUGAAACAAUCUAUAAUUUACAUGGAGCUAACGACGGUUUUUGUAAAUGUAUAACAUCUGAGGUGUGUACAAAUGAUAAAACUAAGAAAUGCAUUGAUACUGGAUCACAUGCCAAUAAUCAAAAUUAUCUUCUUUCUGGUAAACUAUCAGUUUUCUCCAAGAGACUACCGCUAGUUCGAAUCACAUACGGCGAUUUAAACGAUGCUGGUGAGUGGGCCAAACAUAUUGUUAAACCUUUGAAGUGCAGAAAUAAAAUAGAUGAAAAGAUAAGAGUAUUAUCAAAGAGUAAAUGCAAUCAAGAUGUAAAUGUUCUUAUUGACAAAGAUAGAGAAACUUGCAUUGAAAUUGCCUACAAAUCGUAUAUGCAAAUUCAAUUUCCUUACUUUCAGAAUAUUAAUAUAAUAUCAUCUUUUAAUAAUACUUUAUCAGUAACAAUUUAUUCAAAACUACUCAAUCAACACGGAAAAGUUUUAUUAUGUAAAAAAGGGAGUUAUUUAAAUUUUUAUUGCCAGCAAAGAUCAAACGAGAUAUUUAUUGAUAUUUUUCACAAUAAUCUCUUGAAUAGCUCAGUGAAACUUUGCGAAAUUGAAACAUAUUUAUUACAUAAGUGAUAUGAGAGAAACAUUUUGAGUUGUCUUUAUUAAUAUUGCUGUUACUUUCUGUCUAAGUUAUAUCAAUACACACUAUUCUUUUACUCUUCCAGA
This is a messenger RNA of Dimorphilus gyrociliatus, 3397 nucleotides long. The record is from the annotation of a GenBank genome assembly. Lineage: Eukaryota; Metazoa; Annelida; Polychaeta; Dinophilidae.